Sphaerulina musiva SO2202 is the source of this 1334-nucleotide messenger RNA. Its product is annotated as DASH_Dam1-domain-containing protein. Lineage: Eukaryota; Fungi; Ascomycota; Dothideomycetes; Mycosphaerellales; Mycosphaerellaceae. Bases 108 to 671 code for a protein of 187 amino acids. Gene Ontology annotation, biological process: mitotic sister chromatid biorientation. The transcript has a single exon. The record is from RefSeq and is a predicted model, not a curated record. Gene Ontology annotation, cellular component: mitotic spindle; mitotic spindle polar microtubule; DASH complex.
CUUCCCUUCGCGCCUCGCAGUCCACUCCCUCAGGCUCCGCCAAUGUCAGACCAGGCGACCACCCUCUCUCUUCCCUCGAACCUUCCUUCAGCGAACUCUCCGACAGCAUGGCCGACCUCGAAGCAAACAUGAUGCAUCUCCAACUGCUCAACGACAGUUUGUCCCGCUUUUCCGAGAACUUUGGCGCUUUCCUCUAUGGUAUGAACAUGACUGCUUUCUGCGUCGACUUCCCAGAGGCGCCACUGAAGGAGAGUUAUGCUAGACAUAAGGAUACGCAGGGGAGAGAUCAGAUGGAGGAUAGUCCAUUCAGAGGGUAUGAAGGAUAUGGAGGACAGGGGAGAGGGAGGGAAGGUGAUAUGGAAGCGACGUUCAUGACAAGUGAUACGUCUGGGUUUGUGGAGAAUCCUGAGCCGAGCACGGUGAAGAAGAGUGGUGGCAGUAGUAAGUUUAGUGAAGUGCCGGGGAGUCUGAGCACACCAGGGAAAUUUGCUGGGAGAGGGAGAGGCGGUGUGGGUACUGGGAGGGGAGGGGCUGGCACCAGAGGAAAUGCUACUGCUACGGCUGGUAGAGGACGAGGAAGCGGCAUUGCGAGGGGGUCCAGCACCGCAAGAGGCAGCACGAGAGGCACGGGCAUUGCCAGAGGUAUUGCAAGAGGGAGGGGCGUGCGGUGAAGGCUCAAAUCAAAGGAGACUUAGCUUUCGUAUGACUUCUGCUGAGAACUGGACGACAUGCAGACUGGGACGCCAUCAGGGCAAACACGCGGCAAACCAGCGACCCUAUGCUACGAAACACGGAUCGACAAGUUCCCUGUUAGAGAUUUAUGCAUAUUCCGCAUGCCAAUACGGAAGUCGAUCAAACAAACAGAAGGAAGGCCGCAACCUCAAGAUGUUCCGCCAGAUGCACAACUCCUACUAGCUGCCGAUAUGAAACGAUGAUUUCUCCCACAUCUGCCUCCUCGGACAGAAAUCCAGAAACCACCGCAUCAGAUCUCUCGGUUCUGCUCGCGUUUGUGUACUGGAAAGGUCGUAAUUCGCCUCCCCGUAAUUCAAGCCCGUGUUUUGCCCUUGGAGGAGUUGCACGACUCGUGCCGUAGGUGUGUGUCUGUUGUAGCAUGGAACCUCGAAGCCCGCUAUUCGGGCUCGAUCCCCACUUUAAGGAUCAGGAGUCAGGUACGCCCAACUGUCGAGUUUGCUCUGAUCGAUGAGUAGUCUGUGGAUGCGGAGCGUACAGAAAGAAAGACCUAGAACACCAGUGGGAGACGUACGAUGAUGCCGUCUUAACUCUUGGAAGGAUUGAUACUCGAAAUGGCAGAACGAAUAGUAAGGUAUCUGACG